Messenger RNA from Anneissia japonica, 3355 nucleotides. RefSeq names its product NADPH--cytochrome P450 reductase-like. Gene Ontology annotation, biological process: response to hormone. The transcript is spliced from 15 exons. Gene Ontology annotation, cellular component: cytosol. NCBI's taxonomy places the organism in Eukaryota, Metazoa, Echinodermata, Crinoidea, Comatulida, Comatulidae. The record is from RefSeq and is a predicted model, not a curated record. Gene Ontology annotation, molecular function: flavin adenine dinucleotide binding; FMN binding; NADPH-hemoprotein reductase activity. The coding region runs from base 146 to 2173 and encodes 675 amino acids.
UGACCUUUACUCUUUGACCUAUGUACACAGUGUGCCAAGUGGGCUUGCGAUCUGUCUGUGUGCUGAUUGUGGUGCUGAGUAGCUAUUUUUUUUAGCACUUAUUUGAUUAUUUUUCUACUAUCAGUCUUCUUUAAAGUUUUUAAGAAUGUCUUCGUUGGAUGAUGUAGGAACAGAGACGGUGGAGGAGGCAACACCAUUCAUCGGCCUCCUGGAUAUUUUUGUCCUGUCAGCAUGUUUGGGUCUCGGUAUCUACUGGUUCUUCUUUAAAGGAAGGAAAAAGGAAGAGUCGAUUAACAUAAAGAAUUUUAAUAUUGCUGCUCCGAUGAUGAAGGCAGCAGACUCCUGUUUUAUUCAAAAGAUGAAGUCAACGAAUAAAAAUAUAGUAAUUUUCUAUGGUUCACAAACGGGUACAGCAGAAGAGUUUGCUGGAAGGUUGGCAAAAGAUUCGCAACGAUACGGAAUGAAAGCCCUUCUUCAGGACCCAGAGGAAAGCGAAAUGGAAGACUUGACUCGCCUGAAGGAAAUUGACAAUUCUUUUGCUAUAUUUUGCAUGGCAACGUAUGGGGAGGGCGACCCUACAGAUAAUGCUCAAGAAUUCUACGACUGGCUACAAGAAGGCAGCCCAGACUUGCAAGGACUUAAAUUUGCUGUUUUUGGACUAGGCAACAAAACUUAUGAACAUUAUAAUGAGAUGGGAAAAUUUGUUGACAAGAAAUUGGAGGAGCUUGGAGGCGAGCGGUUAUUUGAGCCUGGGUUAGGAGAUGAUGAUGGAAACAUGGAAGAAGAUUUUGUUACAUGGAAAGAUAAAUUUUGGCCAAGUGUCUGUGAGCACUUUGGAGUUGAAGCAACAGGUGAUGAGAGCAGUAUACGUCAGUAUUCUGUGACUGUACAUGAGGAUAUACCAGAUGAGAAGAUCUACACUGGAGAACCAGCAAGACUUCACUCACUUCAGAAACAGAAAGGACCAUUUGAUGCAAAGAAUCCAUUUGUCUGCAAGGUUCAGAUCAAUCGUGAACUCCAUAAGGGAGGUGAAAGGUCAUGUAUGCAUAUAGAAUUUGAUAUUACCGACUCCAAAAUACGAUAUGAGUCAGGUGAUCAUGUUGCUGUGUAUCCAAUGAAUAAUCUUGGUCUGGUUGAUGGAAUUGGCAAGAUUCUUAAUCAAGAUCUUGAUGUUUUAUUUAGUUUAAAUAAUGUUGAUGAGGAUGCAAGUAAGAAGCACCCAUUCCCUUGUCCUUGUACAUACCGUACCGCACUGUCUUUCUACUUGGACAUCACAAACUGUCCACGUACCAAUGUCCUCAAAGACAUUUCUGAGUAUUGCUCUGACGAGAAGGACAAAGAAUUCUUGUUGAAAAUGUCAUCCGCUACGCCAGAAGGCAAGAAAGAAUACAGUGACUGGGUUGUUAAAUCUCAUAGAAAUAUUCUAGCAAUAUUGGAAGAUUUGCCAUCUUGUAAACCACCGCUGGAUCACUUAUGUGAAUUGUUACCACGGCUACAGGCCCGAUACUAUUCUAUUUCAUCUUCACCUAAGUUGCAUCCUAGUAGUAUUCACAUAACAGCUGUCUUAGUUGAAUACACCACACCCACGAAUCGAACCAACCUAGGGGUCGCCACCAGUUGGUUGAAAGACAAAAUUCCCAACGGACCAGAGAAUGUCCCUAAAGUGCCGAUCUACGUUCGAAAAUCGCAGUUCAGGUUACCAUUCAAACACACAACGCCGGUGAUCAUGGUCGGACCAGGCACUGGUCUGGCGCCAUUCCGUGGAUUCAUCCAGGAAAGAAGUGCCAGCAAGCAAGACGGGAAGGAAGUUGGAGAAACUGUCCUGUUUUUCGGUUGCCGUAAGGAAGCAGAAGAUUUUAUCUAUCAAGAUGAGUUAAGUGAGUAUGUGGACAAUGGCACACUUACGCAUAUGUAUGUGGCCUUCUCACGUGACCAAGCCCAGAAACGCUAUGUACAAGAUAUAAUGAAGGAGCAAGCUGAUAAAAUAUGGGAAUUACUGGAAAAGGGAGCACAUAUAUAUGUAUGUGGUGAUGCUCGUAACAUGGCGCCGGAUGUACAGAAGACAAUUCGUGAAAUUAUCAGCGAGAAAGGUGGCCUAGCAUCCGGGGCGGCUGAUGACUACCUUAAGAAGAUGCAGUCCAAGGGACGGUACUCAUGCGACGUUUGGAGUUAAUUCAGAGUGAUGUUACAUGUAAUCUAAAAUGAAGUUGUUAUUUGUUAUGCAGGAAAUUGUUACUUUGUGAAUCUCAAAUUCGUUGGGACAUGGUCAAAUCUAAGAUUUUCUAAACACCUGAUAUUUCGGGCCAGUAUUAAAGUAGUACUGUAUUCCCACAGUAUGAUAUCACACUUGCAUGUAACAUACAUUUAAAUACCGACCAUUGCAUCUUGAUAUGAAUCGUAUGGUACAGGAUAGCCAAUAAUUGGAUGAAGAGCUGAGUAUGUUUACACUUUCAACAAGCAGCAUGGAUGCUUGUUGGCCAGAACGAUUGGUGUGAACACUUGGGAAUAUGACUUUUAACAGUUAGGCUGCACAUGUAAUAUUCUGUGUUUUAACACAUCUCAAGCAUAAUUAUUAAUAAAGAGAAUGCGCAUUACUGUAUUAUAAUUUGGAACCUCUAAUAAUGUUUGACCAAUUAUACAACACUGUUUAAUACUUGACAGAUGAGAGAAAAAAAACAAUAUCCAUUGGUGACAUGAUAUAUAACACCCAAACAGGGUAUAGUGCUAUCAUGCAGGAAAUAAAUUAGCCAUCUAUGAUUCUAUAAAAGCAGUUUUCCUCUAGGUGAAUUUAUAGCCGUGACAUAAAAUGUUUCGUUGUGUAAAAAUUAGUGCGAUUAUUUUCCAAUACAUGAACAAAAAGAUUUGUGGUACACAGUUUCACAAACAUUGUUUUCUGCGCUGCCGAUUGCGAGUGUGUGUGACAUUUAUACGCGUACAUAAAAAACUCUUUGAACAAAAUUUGCCUAAGUAAAGACUGUGGUGAAGGACUUGCACAUAAAUAUGAAACUGCGCAUGCGUACAUUCAAAAGCUUUCAAUUUGCGCCGACACAUUCGCCAAGUGGAAAACCAACUUUAGUUAUGUAGCCUGAGUACUCAUGUUGGUGGCUGGCUGUAAUUAAAACAAAUGGCAUUAUUCAUUAGUGACUAAAAUUUAAUGAUAAUUUACUUGAAAAUGAAUUUAGUGUUAUAUAUUUGUUUAUUAUUCAGUCACGUAAUCAAGUAAACAUAAUUGUUUUUUUAAUCAGAUUUCAGUAGGUGUGAGUGAGCAAAUUAUAUGUAUUUUCAAAUUAUUUAAUAUUUGUGAAUUGCAUUUAAGAUAAUUUUUAGUUAUCAAAAAUAAGCAAUUUCUUCCCUU